Nyctereutes procyonoides (raccoon dog) is the source of this 1263-nucleotide messenger RNA. It is a transcript of the gene AVPR1B, whose product is annotated as arginine vasopressin receptor 1B. Lineage: Eukaryota; Metazoa; Chordata; Mammalia; Carnivora; Canidae. The coding region runs from base 1 to 1263 and encodes 420 amino acids. The record is from RefSeq and is a predicted model, not a curated record. Gene Ontology annotation, molecular function: peptide binding; vasopressin receptor activity. Gene Ontology annotation, cellular component: membrane. The transcript is spliced from 2 exons. Gene Ontology annotation, biological process: regulation of systemic arterial blood pressure by vasopressin; G protein-coupled receptor signaling pathway; positive regulation of vasoconstriction.
AUGACUUCUGGGCCUACCUGGGCUGCCAGCCCCACUCCCGGGGGCACCUUCUCUGCCCUCAAUGCCACCACACCCUGGCUGGGCCGGGAUGAGGAGCUGGCCAAGGUGGAGAUCGGCGUCCUGGCCACUGUCCUGGUGCUGGCGACAGGGGGCAAUCUGACUGUGCUGCUGACCCUGGGACAGCCAAGCCGCAAGCGCUCCCGCAUGCACCUGUUUGUUCUGCACCUAGCCCUCACUGACCUGGGCGUGGCACUAUUCCAGGUGCUGCCCCAGCUGCUGUGGGACGUCACCUACCGCUUCCAGGGCCCUGACCUCCUCUGCCGGGCUGUCAAGUAUCUCCAGGUGCUCAGCAUGUUUGCCUCCACCUACAUGCUGCUGGCCAUGACGCUGGACCGCUACCUGGCUGUUUGUCACCCUCUGCGCAGCCUCCAGCAACCCAGUCAGUCCACCUACCCGUUCAUCGCCGCUCCCUGGUUGCUGGCUGCCGUCCUCAGCCUGCCUCAAGUCUUCAUCUUUUCUUUGCGGGAAGUGAUCGAGGGCACCGGGGUGCUGGACUGCUGGGCAGACUUCCGCUUCCCUUGGGGGCCUCGGGUCUACAUCACCUGGACCACCCUGGCCAUCUUUAUCCUGCCCGUGGCCAUGCUCACAGUCUGCUACAGCCUCAUCUACCAUGAGAUCUGUAAGAACCUAAAAGUCAAGACACAGGCCCGGAAGGCGGAAGGAAGAGGCUGGAGGGCCUGGGACAGGACCUUGCCUUCUGGCCCAGCCGCAGCCACUCGGGGGCUGCCGUCCCGAGUCAGCAGCAUCAGCACCAUCUCCAGGGCCAAGAUCCAAACUGUGAAAAUGACUUUUGUCAUUGUGUUGGCCUACAUCGCCUGCUGGGCACCCUUCUUCAGCGUCCAGAUGUGGUCCGUGUGGGACAAGAACGCUCCUGAUGAAGAUUCAACCAAUGUGGCUUUCACCAUCUCCAUGCUCUUGGGCAACCUCAGCAGCUGUUGCAACCCUUGGAUCUAUAUGGGCUUCAACAGCCACCUGCGCCCGCGCCCGCUGCGCCGCCUGCCCUGCUGCUGGGGGCCCCAGGCGCGCCCCCAGCUCUCCAGCCACAGCCCCUCGAGCCGCCGCACCACGCUGCUGACCCGCUCUAGCGGCCUGCCCCCCCUCCCCCUCAGCCCCAGCCUCAGUGGGGGCCCCGGGCCUGAAGGCUCACCCAAAGACUCAGCGCAGGUGGACGCAGAGGCCUCCACAGAGACCAUCGCCUUUUAG